This is a messenger RNA of Linnemannia hyalina, 588 nucleotides long. The record is from the annotation of a GenBank genome assembly. Lineage: Eukaryota; Fungi; Mortierellomycota; Mortierellomycetes; Mortierellales; Mortierellaceae.
AUGACGGGCAACUUCUGGAGGCUGUUAUUCGUCUCGGGUUUGUCUGAUGGUUCCUGUUUUGCUGCUGCUGAGCUGUGCUGGCUGGUAUGUGGCGGUGCCUCGGAGUACUUUUCGCCCGAGAACCAGGACAAGUUGAACCAUCUGACACCAAUGAUGGACAUUCCCGCCAUGGUGGAGGCAUUUGCGAGAACAGCAGUCGGUACCGCUGAGAUCCCGAACCUGAGCCUGCCACCUGCGCAGUUGCUGCCCACAAAGUCCAUGGCACCUCAGGCACCCCAACAACCACAAGAACUUCAAGAGGCUUUAUGUGUGCCGACCGGUUCCAUCAGCGCGGGAAGCAGCAGGAGCAGCAAGAGCAGCAGCAACUGCAAACUCACCGCCAGUGCACUUCUCCGCCUGCCCGCGGACUUUGCCGAGAACUUCAAGAAGUUUACUGGUAUGCCGCGGAUAAGGCUGAGAUUCGCGCGGGCGGUACUGGAGGCACGGCCGGGAGAGCUUCUGCAGGAGCUUAACGGCUCGGAGCGUGCCUAUCUGGCGCUGUUUGCCAAGGACCCCAAAGAGGUUGGCAAGCUGCUGGACAAGAGCUAG